AUGUUAGAGAGUAAUAAAUUGAUUAAUUUUAAUUGUCUGUUGCCAUACUUAUUCACAGGUAUACGGCUUGGAGUAUUUCCUGAUGAAUUGGAAUCUGAGUUCUAUCCUCCCACCGUAAGUCAGCCAUUGACUGAACAUCAAAUUUCGGAGGAAGGCACAGCAUUUGAAAUGUUUUCCUCAAAUAGCAGCAAUAGUGAUGUGGUAAGCUAUUAAAUUGCACUUCUAAACUGUAAUACAGGUAUCUGUGUUUCAGAUGUUGACAAAGCCAUUUGUUAGUGCAUGGCCAUAAAAAUCAAACUGGGCAGUGGAGUUCAAUACUUAAAACAUCCAUUUUUGUUACACUUUAAAAGCUGAUGCAUGAUUUUGAAUAUAUCCAUGCAUUCCAAGCAAUCAAAAAAUUGUUUCUAAUAGCUUUUAUACUUCAAAAUUCAUAUGUUAAAUUUCAUUUUUGGUGCGUACCAUUUAGUAUAGCUGUGUAAAUUUCUGAAACACAGUUACUGUAUUUUUCCUGGACACCUGUAUUUACUGUAUACAGUACUGCAUGUUGAUACAUUUUCACACUACUUGCACAGCAUAAUCAUAUCAUAUUUUUUAUAUAGUUAUCUGAUGAUGCCCCUGAAAUUAUAGACACAGAUGAUGACGAGCAGGAGACAACGUCUGAAGUUGACAAUGGUCCAGCCGUCAAAGUAGUGAAAUUAUUCGUAAUUUUUCUGCUCUCCUGGAAAAUUGUAUGCUCCAUUUCAGAUACAGCGCUCGCAGUGAUACUAAAGUUUCUCACGGAAUCAUUAAAAUUAACAGCGGUUAUUAUGCAGUGUGAGAAAUUAAAGGAGUUUGUGCCAUUUUUCCUAGAACGUUGUACAAAUUGAGAUCCAUGAUUAAUUCUGAUAUAAAUAGCUUUCAGCAAUACGUUGUGUGUCCAAAAUGCCAUGCAAUCUACAAAGCAGAGGAUGUUCUUCACAAAAAUGUGAGGGGAAUUACAAAGGCAAAAAAGUGCAGUUACGUGCAUUUUCCAAGUCAUCCUCGUGCAAACAAGCGAAAGCCAUGUGGAUCAGCUCUAUUCAAGCAAGUGAAAGCAAGCAAUGGAUCACUGACACUAAGACCAAAGAAGAUCUUCUGUUUCCAGUCCAUAAAGGAUAUUUUAUCGAGGUUUUUGAAAAGACCAGAUUUUGCUAG
Paramuricea clavata is the source of this 1173-nucleotide messenger RNA. NCBI's taxonomy places the organism in Eukaryota, Metazoa, Cnidaria, Anthozoa, Malacalcyonacea, Plexauridae. The record is from the annotation of a GenBank genome assembly.